AUGUCCCGCUUCUCUCCCGUCGCAGUGCUGCGCGGCAACGCCGCUUCCGCGCUGCACAAGAAUGCGUCCAUUCCGAUGGCAGCGCCUCCAACGGCACCUCCAAGUGUCAUCUCUUCCCUAUACGAAGCCUUCAUGACCGCUUCGCCGACCACGGUGGCCCUCUCCAUCGCGUGUAUCAUCGCUACUGGCCUGCUCUACGAGCAGUACAGGUACCAAACCAAGAAGGCAGGUUUGCCCGGUCCGAAGUGGACCAUUCCCAUCAUUGGCAAGUUUGCGGAUUCCCUCAACCCUACCAUGGAGAACUACAUUAAGGGCUGGAACUCUGGACCCCUUAGCGUUGCCAGCGUCUUUCACAUGUGAGCGUCUGCGCGAAUCGAAGAAAGUCGUUUGAGCUCGGGAUUGCACUGGGCGCGUUCAAGAGCCCAUAUACAAGCGCCUGCUCAGAAAUUGCCUUCGAAGGAUGUCAACGACUGACGCGAUGCCACUCCUGUCAUGCGUACAGCUUCAUUGUGAUUGCCUCAUCCACCGAGCACACGCGGAAGAUUUUGAACUCUCCGGCAUUUACGGAGCCUUGCUUGGUUGCCAGUGCGAAGAAGGUCUUGUGCCAUGACAAUUGGUGCGUGUACCACCUUGACUGUACAUAUGAGUGCUGCGAGCUCACUGGUCUAGCCAUUCUGCUAUGCAGGGUCUUCUUGAACGGCAAGGUUCAUGUCGACUACCGAAAAGGAUUGAACACGUUGUUCACACGUAAAGCUCUUGGGUGCGUGAAAACGUUUGCUGAUAGCUUUGUGAAAGGCAGUCUUGUUGUCUGUCUAUGCCGGAAUGCUGACCUGCGACCUCCCACUCCCACAGGAUUUACCUCGGCAUCCAGGAAUCCAUCUACAGAAGGCAUUUCAAGGCAUGGCUCGAUGACCCCGACCCUAAGCCUCAGCCAUACAUGAUGCAGUUCAGAGACUUGAACAUGGAAACCUCCUUGCGCGUCUUCUGCGGAGACUACAUUUCUGAUGAAGGAGCCAAAGAAAUUUCCGACAAGUACUGGCUCAUCACUGUAGCCCUUGAGCUGGUCAACUUCCCUUUCGCCUUCCCCGGUACCAAGGUCUACAACGCUAUCAAGGCACGCAAAGUCGCCAUGAAAUGGUUUGAACACACUGCCGCCGAGAGCAAGAAGAGGAUGGCCGCCGGCGGAGAAGUCACUUGCUUGGCCGACGCUUGGAUCAAAGCCAUGGUCGAGGCCAGAGAGGGAGAGGCUGACAGCGAGUCUCGAAGAGUGCUUGUCAGGGACUACAGUGACAGGGAGAUUGGGAUGGUCCUGCUGAGCUUCCUCUUUGCAUCUCAAGAUGCCAUGAGCAGCGGCUUGACGUACCUCUUCCAGCACGUCGCCGAUCAUCCAGAGGUGCUUCGCAAGGUGCGAGAGGAGCAGUACAAUCUCAGAGGGCACGAUGUCACUGCGCCUCUGGACCUCGACACCUUGGAGAAGAUGGAGUACACCAGGGUCGUCGUCAAAGAGUCUUUGAGGCUCAAGCCUCCCGUCAUUAUGGUACCUUACUCUGCGCACCAAGAUUUCAAGAUCGACGAAGGAUACACUGUGCCCAAAGGAAGCAUGGUCAUCCCUAGUUUCUGGAAUGCCCUCCACGACCCUCAAGCUUACCCUGAUCCUGAUGCAUUCAUCCCGGAGAGGUGGCAGCAAGGACCCCAAAGCCCUGCGGAGAAGCACCCCAGAAACUGGCUCGUCUUCGGCUCUGGACCUCACAACUGCAUCGGCCAGCAAUACGCUCUGCUGCACCUCACAGCUGUCCUUGGAUCUGCCAGCGUACUUAUGAACUGGGAGCACGAGAUUACGCCCAAGAGCGAGAAGGUCAGAGUGAUUGCGACAAUUUUCGUGAGUCCCGGAUCGGGCCAGGCUUCCAUCUUUUUGCAGCCAGCUAACGCUCUUCCCUACGCCCUUCUCGUUCGCGAUUUUCAGCCACAAGAUGGUGCGCGCAUCAAGUUCACUCCGCGUGCUGCACCUGCUCCCGGAACUGCGCCUGCUAUUGCCGCCGCAGCAUGA
This is a messenger RNA of Ceraceosorus bombacis, 2047 nucleotides long. Lineage: Eukaryota; Fungi; Basidiomycota; Exobasidiomycetes; Ceraceosorales; Ceraceosoraceae. The record is from the annotation of a GenBank genome assembly.